AUGAUUGACUUGCCCACUGGCGCCACCCUGGCCUCGCUGUUUUCAACGGUUCUCAGUCGUCGCACUCUGACAACGGCGACUAGUACACGGCAUUUAUUUUUUGUUGGCGUUCGUUUCAUAAAACCCGUCUGUAAGGAGCUUGUGACCACCCUGAAAGGCUUGACGAGCUACGUGCUCGUAUUCAAGUUGGUGCCACGAGGUGGGCCUUUCGGGCAGGCCAGGGAGGAUGAGAGGCUGUCCCUGAACCGCCUACUAGUACAAAAAGGUGUUGCCCUCGGCGUUACCAUCGUGAAUGUCGACCGACUGAAAUGUAUUCUAUUACACCUGUUCUUUUAUAAGCACUCAGCGAUGGAUACAGUUGUAGACACACCUGUUCCUCAACCGAGGCAACAUUGUCAACCUCGACAAGCUGGCUACCGACCAGUACAACGUGUGCCGUGUCAGCGGCAUCCAGCG
Molecule: messenger RNA, 456 nt
Organism: Ixodes scapularis (black-legged tick)
Lineage: Eukaryota; Metazoa; Arthropoda; Arachnida; Ixodida; Ixodidae
Exons: 5
Source: RefSeq, a predicted model, not a curated record